This is a messenger RNA of Morchella importuna, 1494 nucleotides long. RefSeq lists its product as uncharacterized. Lineage: Eukaryota; Fungi; Ascomycota; Pezizomycetes; Pezizales; Morchellaceae. The transcript has 2 exons. The record is from RefSeq and is a predicted model, not a curated record. The coding region runs from base 1 to 1494 and encodes 497 amino acids.
AUGCAGUCGGGAAAAGCAGGAGAAUCAGCAACCCCAGAAAAAUCAACCCCAGAAAGACCAGCAAAACCAAAGCCAGCAAAAACAGGUCCAAUAUAUACCUACAGAGGAUUUUUCCCCCCAAUUCUUCCAGAAUCCUAUAUCGGAUGGGCGCCCAUCGACGGUACAAGCGUCAGUGCCAAGAUGUUCUUGAAGUAUCUUGAUGAGAUCACGAACCUCAUAUCGCUAUGGAAUUGGAAUGCCAUCGAGAUGUUUCACGGUACCAGGGGCGAUGGUAGUUCAAAUGAUGCAUUGGUCAUCACCAUAUUUCCCUGCGAAAAAGAAAAGAUUCCAUGGAUCGUUCGAGCACUCGAGCCCUAUGGCGCUUUUCUCGAAGCCGACGUGCUAGUGCAAACUGGCACUCCAAGCAGGCAGGCUGAGCCAUUGAAUAAUGGGGGAUCUAUAUCAGCCGCCCUCAACUCCACCCGUAUCGGUUCUGUCGGAGGUUUCCUCAAAAUUGGUGAUGAGAUCGUUGGAACAACAUGCCACCAUGUCAUCUUUGGUGGUAACGAUAAUUCCAAGCCUAUUACAGACAGAUAUAGCCCGGAUAAACAGGUGGGUGUUAUGCCUGAUAAUAGGGGAAUAACAAUUUCUAGUCCGUCCUAUGGGCUCUACGAAAAGGUUGCUAUGAAGGAUGUGGAAUUAGCUAAUAAAAGGAAGGACGAGUACAAGAAAUAUUGUAUAGAUGGAGACCGGAUGCCAGAGGAUAUGGAUAAGCACGAUCUGGAUGUAGCUCACCAUGAACAAGUAUUGGAGUUGACGCGAAGGCGGUGUUGGGCCGGGACGAUCAAGUACGAUUGCGGAGAAAUGCAUUUAACAGAAUGGUACGGCCGUAGGACAACUGUCGACUGGACCAUUUUCUCUAUUGAUCCCUCGAGAAAGAUCACGCAACCGAUUAAUACACUGUAUCUCACCGACAUUACUUCUUACCGCGAAAAUACUUGUGAUAUAAAGACGUUUCACAACCUCGGAGAUAUUGCGACCCGUGGUGGAAUGGAUGUCUGGAAAUACGGGUUUAGAUCCAAGUGUACCAGAGGGAGAACCAACGGUGUUUGGAGUAGAAUUUAUCUGGGCCCGGUGGAGCAAUCACCGAGCGCGAAUAGGGCAUAUACCGACGAGAUUUGUAUCAUUGCAGAUCCGGGAAAGAAGUUCUCUGUCGAUGGUGAUAGCGGUGCUUGGGUAGUGGGGACGAAUCAUGACCUGUUGGGAUUUUUGUUCGCUGGUGUUUCGGAUGAGCCUCCUUAUAGAUCCUAUAUGAUGGAUAUACACCUUCUCUUGACUAAAAUAAGAGCUGUUACUGGUGUCGUUCCUGAACUACCUCUUCCGACUGUGGAAAAGGCGCAAGACCCACCACCACCUGCAGACGUCUUGUACCCUAUCCUCGAUGCAAUCAGGGCUAGUGUCAACCGCCAUGGCAUUCAAUACGCAGAAACAUUGCCGCAAAGACCGGAAACAUAA